Messenger RNA from Saccharomycopsis crataegensis, 1506 nucleotides. Its product is annotated as glycoside hydrolase family 16 protein. Gene Ontology annotation, molecular function: glycosyltransferase activity; hydrolase activity, hydrolyzing O-glycosyl compounds. Gene Ontology annotation, biological process: carbohydrate metabolic process; fungal-type cell wall organization. The transcript has 2 exons. Bases 1 to 1506 code for a protein of 501 amino acids. The record is from RefSeq and is a predicted model, not a curated record. Gene Ontology annotation, cellular component: fungal-type cell wall. Lineage: Eukaryota; Fungi; Ascomycota; Saccharomycetes; Ascoideales; Saccharomycopsidaceae.
AUGCUUCCUGUCGCUUGUCUUAUCGCUGCUUUCUCAUUGCUCUAUCCAGGGAUCCACGCCUCCACCGCCAACAUCACCGCCGGUUCCACGGUUCCUGCCCUCGGUAAGUCCAUCAACGUCGACUUCUCCUCCAACUCUUCAUACUUCUCCACUUACGGCAGUGCUGGUAAGGUCGAAUACGGUACAGAAAAUGGUCUUGAGCUCACCAUCGCCAAAAAAUUGGACAAUCCUUCUAUCGUGUCCGAUUUCACCAUCAUGUUCGGCCGUGUCGAGGUGAUCUGCCAGGCCGCUCCAGGAACCGGGAUCGUCACCACUUUGUACUUGCAAAGUGAAGAUCUUGAUGAAAUCGACAUCGAAUGGUUAGGUGGCGAUACCAACCAGGUGCAAUCGAACUACUUCUCUAAAGGUGACACCACCACUUACGACCGUGGUGGAUACCAUACCGUCAGCAACCCUCAAACCACUUUCCACAAUUACACCCUCGAUUGGACUGAAGACCAGCUCCAAUGGUACAUCGAUGGUACUUUGGUCAGAACUUUGUUGAGCACUUCAUCUGAAGGUUACCCACAAACCCCUAGUAAACUUUAUAUUGGUACUUGGGUUGGUGGUGAUUCAAGUGUUGACGCUGCUGGUACUGUUGAAUGGGCCGGUGGUGAAACUGAUUACUCCACUGCUCCAUGGAGUGCUUAUUUCAAAGAAUUGGUGGUUACCGACUACUCUACCGGUUCUAGUUAUGAAUAUACCGAUACUAGCGGUGACUGGACCAGUAUCAAAUCUAAUGGUGGUACUAUCUUGGGUAACAUUGAUGCUGACGAUGCUGCUGCUUCAUCCGAUGCUUCCAGUGUUGUCUCUUCCUCUUCUGCUACCUCUUCAUCUGCUGCUGUCUCUUCCUCUUCUGCUACCUCUUCAUCUGCUGCUGUCUCUUCUUAUUCUGCCUAUGCCUCUGCUUCUUCAUCGGCUGUCACUUCCUCUUACGAAGCAUACUCAUCUUCUGCUGUUUAUUCUUACUCUGCCUAUGCCUCUGCUUCUACCUCAGCUGUCGCUUCCUCUUACGAAGCAUACUCAUCUUCGGCUGCCUAUGGUACAAUCGCUUCAUCUUCUGCUGUUUAUUCCGCUGCUUCUGCUGAAGUCUACUCCUCUGCCUCUGCCUCUGCCGUCUAUGGUACCACUUCUUUGGAUGCCGAAUCCUUCACCACCGAGGCCGCUGAAACUAGCGCCGUGGUUUCCUCAUAUCACAGAGUGUCUGCCUCUAAGGUCUACACCGCUGCUACUGCUGCUGCUUCUAACUCUUAUGCAGUUUACACCACCGCCGCCGCUACCAUCACUGGUCAAAGUACUUUGAGCGAACAACUCACUUACGGUUCCGGAGAAGCUUCCACCACUUUGUCGAUCCAACAAGCCUCUUCUGGUUCUGGUCUUUUGAAGAGUAAGAACUCCGUCAACAAUGUUUUCAAGUUGGCUGCUGGUAUGAUGGUGGGCUUAUUCGGUGUUGCUGCUAUUCUCUAA